Symbiodinium sp. CCMP2592 is the source of this 432-nucleotide messenger RNA. The record is from the annotation of a GenBank genome assembly. Lineage: Eukaryota; Dinophyceae; Suessiales; Symbiodiniaceae.
GACUGGAUCAUGAAGCAGAUGGAGGUGCACAAGGAGGAGGAUCCGAGAGAAGCACUGCAUCGGCUCAGCGAUGAGGUCAACGACGAGCUGGGGCCAAAGUAUGCCUCCGAGUACGAGGAGGUCCAGCUGGCCGUACGUUUGGUUGAUUGGCUGGUGGCGACCGAAGGCUGCAACAACUUCAAGCCAGUCCAAGCCGGCAGGCUGUUGGCAAGUGGCCUUUGGCUAACCUUGCGGUCGCGGCUCCUUCGUGCGUGGCAAGACAUCUGGGGGGCAGACUCGGUAGAGCGAGUGGCUUUAGCUGUGUUGCGAAGGCUGGCGGAGCCCGAGGAGAUGGAAGUCGCCUCUCCUGCAGAGUGCGCUGGGUUACAGACGUUCCUGGCGCUCUGCGAGGGAGAGGGCGAUGGUUCCGCCGCACGUGUGCGCCUGUAUCCA